AUGAUGAUGCGAUCCGUUGUGUGUUUGCUGGUUUUUCUGUUGAGUGUUGCCUUUGUCUGCAUGGACGCUAACGCAUUUACGAAUGAACCUGGAGAUAAAGAGGUUGGUUCGGUCUGUACUUCUGGUACUUGUACUGAUCCAGGUAAUGUCUUUACAGCUCUCUUUAAUGAAUCACUUCAUACUCCAACGUUGAAUACUAGUACAACUUCUUCCUCUGGUUCCAGCAUUGGGUCUUCUGUGAGAGAAGGUCAGGGUGAUCUUCACGGAACAGUUCUGCCGACACAGGAAAUGAUUCGUACACAAGACACACACCCAGGAGACUCAGGAGCACUUUCACGAGAAGAACAAGUUGAUGAGAGAAGUACGGAUCAAGAAGAAGGAGGAUCACGUGCCGAUUCUCAACCCGCCCACAAUGAAAGAGGUGGUGAAAGUACGUCUGAUACUUCUUCUGUUGCUCGAGAGGACAGGAGUAACAGCAUAGACGAAGCUAUUACGACUGUUCAAGAACAAAGCCAAAUUCCACCGUCGAAUCCACCUUCACAAGGUAACCCAGGAUCAUCAAAUAACACAGUGGAUAACACUACAACAGGAAAUUCUAAUUCUACCGAGCAAGCAUCUCCUGCAGCUGCAGGUACUUUUCCCACAACAGCUUCACAAGAGAAUGGUAAUGCUGAAUCAACGGCCACCACCACUAAUACUACCACAGAAGCACCAACCACCACUCCAUCUCCUGGUCCUGCACCUCCUGUUUCCGUAACCGACACACGAAUCAGCAGCAUUGCUUCCACUGUUCAGAAGAAGGCUAAUGUUGACAGCAGUGUCAGUCCUGUGUGGAUGCGCACUGCAGCAUCGCUACUGAUUGUGGUUUUGUUGUUCUCCGCUACCAUGUACUGA
Molecule: messenger RNA, 894 nt
Organism: Trypanosoma theileri
Lineage: Eukaryota; Euglenozoa; Kinetoplastea; Trypanosomatida; Trypanosomatidae
Exons: 1
Coding region: 1-894 (297 amino acids)
Source: RefSeq, a predicted model, not a curated record